This is a messenger RNA of Nicotiana attenuata, 3622 nucleotides long. RefSeq names its product probable ubiquitin-like-specific protease 2A. Gene Ontology annotation, biological process: proteolysis. The record is from RefSeq and is a predicted model, not a curated record. NCBI's taxonomy places the organism in Eukaryota, Viridiplantae, Streptophyta, Magnoliopsida, Solanales, Solanaceae. The coding region runs from base 441 to 3278 and encodes 945 amino acids. The transcript has 16 exons. Gene Ontology annotation, molecular function: cysteine-type peptidase activity.
ACCUCCAAAGGUGUUUAGUGGAAUUAUGUACUUUAGAAGUCACAAUUCACUUUAAAAUAUAUAGUUCUUUCUAAAGUAUUUUUUUAAUGGUAUCCAAGCUCAGCUUGCACACUGCUCAUAAUAUAUAAACGAUUAUCUCAUCUCUGUGCAAUUCAUAGUAAUGCUGACCACCAUUAAAAAUCUAAGCAUGGGCUUAUCUCAUCUCCAACUUAAAUAGAAUUUUGGGUUAUUCUUUUGUAUUUUCUUUGCACUUUAUGCAACUGUAUUUAAUUAGAAUUGAGUUACAAACUAUUAAUUGGAAUCUUUUGCAACUUUUUCAAAAUUUUCAAAUGUAAAGUUUUAAGUUUCAUUUAAGUUGGGACAAAAGAGAGGCAAAAUCUUUGGCGUGGAAAGUGGGCAAAGGUACCGUUGAGGCUGUGCAAAAGGUACGAUCGUCCACAAUGACAAAGAGGAAUAGCCGAAAGAAGAAGACGAGUAGCAGCAACAGCCAAAGCCCUAGCAAUCACAAAUUCUCCAUUUUUGAGUUUAACCCCGACGAUGAGUGCGUUGAGAAACACUCCAAAAAGUUAUUGCAAGCAUUUAAACUUCAAAAACCUAAGAAAUCCCAUUCCCCGAUCGAUAAGUACACCUUUCUCGGCUUCUUUGAAGGAAGAACAAGGAGUUCAGAAAAUGAUUCAGUGAAUGAAAUCCUACACAUUGAUGAUAGUGAUGAUAUUGCAGAAAAGAAGAUAUUGGAGUCAGGUGCCACUGUGGCAUCUAGCUUUUCAAGUUCGAAGCCUUCAACGGAUUAUUCUCUUGGUCAUCUUGAGUCAAAAUGUGACACUUCCGGGGCCAAAUCCCAUUUAACAAGAGCGAAAAUACCUGGAUGCUCUGACACUGAUGGCAAAAGUUUUAGGGGAAGACUUUUUGCUGAUAAUGAGCCAGUUAUUCUAGAUUCAGAUGAUGCUACUGAAAUCGUAUCAUCCAAGCCGGCCUGUUAUCUGCCAGAAAAUAAGGGUUCAGGAAACCAGCAAGAAUUGAUGCAAAGUCCUAAUCUAUGUGAUAAAAAAAAUUCGGUGAUUGUUAAACCUGAUCGUGUCGAGUAUGGAGAUACGUGUUCUACAAGCUCCAUUUUGACUUUUUCAUGCAGUUCCAUAAAGCUUGAGGGCUCCUCCAAGUGGAUGAACUUACCAUUUACAUAUGAAUGGACACACUCUGAUAUUCUCUCUAUUAACUCCAUGUGGUGCAAAAUUGUUAAAACUGCCCUUGUGGAAUUGCAUCUCAAAUCCAACGAAAAUUCAGGCGCUGUUGUGUUAAAGUUUGCUUUGUUCCACCCUGAUUGGUCUGAAACACAAGAAGCAAUUAAGAUGCUGGAUGUGAGAUACAAAGAUAAAUGGAAUGACAUUACAUCACUUGAUUGCACGAGGAGCUACAGUCCAUUUUUUGGGCAGAAAAGCAAUUCAAUUUCAAAGCAUUAUCAUCCCAAAGAUAACUUUGAAGAAGUUAUUUAUCCAGAAGGGGAUCCAGGUGCAGUUUCCAUAAGUAAGAGAGAUGUUGAUCUAUUACAGCCUAAGAAUUUCAUCAAUGAUACCAUCAUCGACUUUUACAUUAUGUAUCUUAGGAACAAAAUCAAUCCUGAGGAGAAAGAUAGGUUCCAUUUUUUCAAUAGCUUUUUCUUCAGAAAGCUUGCUGAUCUGGACAAAGAUCCUACUAGAGCUUGUGAAGGUAGAGCUGCUUUCCAGCGAGUUCGUAGAUGGACUACAAAAGUUGAUCUAUUUGGAAAGGAUUUCAUUUUCAUUCCGGUCAACUUCAGUCUCCACUGGAGUUUGAUAGUCAUUUGUCACCCUGGCGAGGUUGUUACCAUUAGAGGAGAGGAAGAAAUGGAGAAAUCAUCUAGGGUACCAUGUAUCUUGCACAUGGACUCAAUCAGAGGGAGCCACAAAGGCCUGAAGAAUCUUUUACAAAGUUACUUAUUGGAAGAGUGGAAAGAGAGGCACAAGGAAGUAGCAGAGGAUGUUGCAAGGAAGUUCUCGAAUCUGCCCUUUUUCAGUCUCAAGCUGCCACAGCAGGAAAACUCAUUUGAUUGUGGCCUUUUUCUGCUACAUUAUGUGGAACUUUUCCUGGAGCAGGCUCCGGUCAACUUCAACCUCUCCAAAAUAACUGCAUCGCCCAAAUUUCUUGCUGGAGAUUGGUUCUCACCUGAAGAUGUUGAUUGCAAACGUGAACAUAUUAAACGUUUGAUCUGUGAAAUUACAAAAAAUAGAGUCCAGAAGGUUUCUUCAGCUGAUUCUGAUGACAACUAUUCUUUACAUUGCUUAGAAGAGGAAAAUACUUGUAAGAAUGUUCCUCAGGAAACUUGCAAUGCCAGAGAAGCAUGUCCUGGUGGUGACUUGAGCUCACAUGAGGCUGAACUUCUUAAUAUGUCUCCUGUAGCCAACCUUAUUAGGGGUUUGAAGAGUGCUGCAGUAUCAGAAGUGGUUUCUAGAGAUUUGUUGCAAGCACCAGAUUCUGCAAAGCCACUUGCUUAUGACAAUGAUGGGCAAAAGGCACUACUGGAUCCAUUUAGGAAUGUCAUGUCACCAAUAGAGGAAGAGGCAAUUGGGGAGCAGAUGUCUAUCUCACCAGCCAUCAAAGCAGGGAGCCAGUCCAUUGAACUUUUUGCAGCAGCACAUGCUUCCAGGAGUUCUAAAGCAGAAACCCUGUUUCCUGGAAGAGCUAGUCCUCUUAGCAAAAAUAUAACUCCAGGUUGUCAAAGUUAUGGAUGUCGAUCUCCAUAUUCAAUAGAUGAUGAAGAGCGUAAGGCUGAAGUAGAGGAGGUUUCCACUCCUGAUGCAGCAAAAUUUGACUCACCAAUUUCGGAGGAGGAACUUGCCAGCUAUAUUGUUUUGGACUCUCAGGAGGAAGAUGAAAACCAUGAUCCGAAUGGUAUGGAAAAUAACCUACCCACUACAGCCACUAUUUCUGCUUCGUGCCACAAGGAGGUUAACUCCACUGAUAUCUAUGAUUAUAAAGUAAAUGAAAAGAUAUUGUCUUCACAAUUAGCAGAGCAGGCUGCAAAGAAGCCAAGGCCCGUGCCUGAAGUUUUCGAGGUGUCCAGUUCUGGAACAGGGAAAGACGAAACUGCACCUUCUUCAACAUCAUGUGAGGAAGUUGCAAGCUUAUAUAUCCAGGAUUCAGAGGUGGUCAACUCCGUGAAUUGUAGUGAAGUAAAUAAUUUAGGACCAGCAACAGGAUCCAGGAUCAAGCAUGUUGCAGGGCAGAUGAGGUAUUUGUUUCGCCGUCGACGAAGAGGCGGAUAGACCUGCCAGGAGACUUAAAUAUACAUAAUUGACUUGCAUGCACAGCGUUUUUGGUUGAUAUGGAUUUCGAAGAAAGUAGGUACAACUGUAAAUAUACCUACUGUCUCAACAAUGAAUCUUGCCACCUUCCCCUUUGGCCACCUUUUUGUCCAGAACUAUCUAUGCGGAGGAAAUACGUGUAUAUAUAUAGACAUUUUAUGGUUGAAUAUUGGGUGUUUCUGUUUUCUUUCUUUCAAAAGUGCCGUUUAUACACUAACAAUGCAGUGCAGUCAUUACAUACAAUAGUUUUGGAAGUCCAACUCGAGCUACCUUCAGUAGUUCAAAUAAAUUGAAGUUUUUAGAUA